This is a messenger RNA of Vigna umbellata (rice bean), 784 nucleotides long. NCBI's taxonomy places the organism in Eukaryota, Viridiplantae, Streptophyta, Magnoliopsida, Fabales, Fabaceae. The record is from RefSeq and is a predicted model, not a curated record.
GAUGCAGAGAAACGCGUUGAGAAAACUAAAAUAAAAAAAGAAAACAAACACGUUAUAGCUAGUGCAAGGGGUUACAUAUCUGACCAAGACUCCUAUUUCCGUAAUGGAGGCCUCUGGUCUGCCGACGGCGGAAUCCACCGCCUCAAGGAUCAGUCGGCUGCUGCGCCAAUCCCACUUUAUUCCCGAUCGGAGUCCCCUCCAACGGUGGUUUGAGACGCUACUUGAACGUGCUGGAGAGAGGUGGGUGUAUGCAAUUUACUGGGAGUACUCCUCUGCCACUUCCCUUCUCUGUUGGCGUGACGGCUGUUUCCAUGGCGAGGAGGACAACGGCAAAGCCCGCAAAGCGACGUCGUCCGAAGAACAGGACCAGCGCAAUAGCGUUUUCAGAUUAAUCAACUCCUUAAUUUUAGGCACCUCGGCUAUCCCUGAUGACCUCGACCAAGACAUCACUGACACAGAGUGGUUCUUUUUUCUCUCCAUCGCUCACAACUCCGUCAACACCAGCGGCCUGCUGGGCCAAGCUUUCUUUACUUCGAACACAGUUUGGGCCACCGGGCCAGAACUAUUAUCUGAACCGGCCUGCCAACGGGCCCGGCGGUUGCAUGAGUUUGGGUUUCAGACUAUGGUUUGUAUACCGUGGCUAAACGGCGUCGUUGAGCUGGCCUCCACUGACGUGGUUCUACCGAAGUCCAAUCUUGAUUUCAUGAUCAAAGUGCGAGAUUUGAUCAUCUGCAAGGCCCCCGUCCCGGACUUGAUCUCUACGGCAAUCAUACGACCACGGUAA